Molecule: messenger RNA, 799 nt
Organism: Gavialis gangeticus (Gharial)
Lineage: Eukaryota; Metazoa; Chordata; Crocodylia; Gavialidae
Gene: AK6
Product: adenylate kinase 6
Exons: 5
Coding region: 91-606 (171 amino acids)
Cellular component (GO): cytoplasm; nucleus
Molecular function (GO): ATP binding; ATP hydrolysis activity; AMP kinase activity
Source: RefSeq, a predicted model, not a curated record
CGCGCCGGUGACGUCUGUUGCGUGCGCCGCAAGGUGGGGGAGGGUCCUGCGCACGUGUUGCUACGGUGACGGCGCUCUCCUGGCUGCGGAAUGAAGCGGCCCAACAUCCUGCUGACAGGUACACCUGGCGUGGGGAAAACUACACUGGGCAAGGAGCUUGCUGCAAGAGCAGGGCUGACAUACAUCAAUGUGGGGGACCUGGCAAAAGAAGGGGAAUUAUAUGAAGGUUUUGAUGAGGAAUAUGAAUGUCCAAUUUUGGAUGAAGACCGGGUAAUUGACGAGCUGGAAGACAAAAUGAGCGAAGGUGGAAUUAUUGUUGAUUAUCAUGGCUGUGACUUCUUCCCAGAACGGUGGUUUCAUAUAGUAUUUGUACUUCGUACUGAAAAUUCAUUUCUAUAUGACAGGCUUGAAAGCAGAGGGUACAAAGGGAAAAAACUACAAGACAACAUUCAGUGUGAAAUUUUUCAGACAAUUUAUGAAGAAGCCAUGUUAUCUUACAAAGAAGAGAUUGUACACCAGUUGCCCAGCAAUACUCCAGAGGACCUAGAGCGGAAUUUAGAUCAAAUUACACAGUGGAUCGAGCAGUGGAUGAAAGACAACAACUAAAACUUGAGAAGAAAAUAACUUAAGAUAUUUCCUGGAUCUUCUGCCCAUUCAAUAAAAGACAUUCAUAAUUCUUGCUUAGUAAAUUAACUUUUCAAUUUAUAUUUUAGUCAACAUAAGCUGGAAAUUAGAAGAAAACAUCUACCCAUCAUACCAGUGAGACUGUCAAAGAGCUUCCCAGGAGGAAUACUGGGAG